Messenger RNA from Penicillium egyptiacum, 1980 nucleotides. The record is from the annotation of a GenBank genome assembly. Lineage: Eukaryota; Fungi; Ascomycota; Eurotiomycetes; Eurotiales; Aspergillaceae.
AUGGUAUAUCUCAUCUUGAGCUUGGUUUUAUACAUCAACCUAGUACACUGCCAGCUUCCAUUCCCUCGAGAACAUGUACAUAUUGACUAUAAAACGGUCACCAUAUGUGAGGAGACAGCUGGCGUGGAAUCCUUUUCGGGCUACAUCCGCUUGCCCCCAGCCACGUUAGAGGAAGUCGGACUAGAUCAGUCCUACCCGAUAAAUAUCCAUUUCUGGUACUUUCAGAAUCGCGAAAAAAAAGAAGAUGCACCUUUGACAGUUAAUCUAGGAGGUGGCCCAGGAGCCUCGACCUUGAUGCAACUGUUUAGGGAGCACGGGCCGUGCAAAGUCAACGCGGACAGCAGUACUACGCGCCUGAACCAGUGGUCAUGGAAUUCAGAGUCUGAUAUACUGUAUAUCGAUCAGUCUGUCCAGGUUGGGUUUAGUUACGAUCGUCUCGAAGAGGGGGUGCAAAGCGCCUUUGGAGAAGUGUCGCUGGAUGUGAACUCAGAGAGUGCGAAGAGCGCGGCAACACCAGGCUCCCGCCGAGGCUUCUUUAGCAGCAAUGACCCAAAACAAACUGCCAAUAGCACUCAGAGUGUGGUACAGAGCACAUGGCUCUACCUGCAGAUCUGGCUAGCGAUGUUUGAUCGGCGUCGAUCUUCCAACCCGACGAUCAACAUCUGGUCGGCCUCAUACGGGGGUCAUUAUGCACCAAAUCUAGUGAAAUACACACUAGAGCAGAACGCACGGCUCGAAUCUGGGGAUCUGAGCUCGGAUCUGUAUAAGAAGAUGCACAUAGGAUCGGUGGGAUUGACCAACGCCUGCCUCGAUGCCCCCGUCCAAUUGCCAUACUACGCAGAGAUGGCACAUGCAAACACAUACAACAUUUCUCUUAUUACCCAAGCCGAUUAUGACUCUGUGCAGCAGCACUUUACGCAACCAGGUGGUUGUCUGGACAAGAUUGCUACAUGCAGAGCUGCGGCACCUUCCCAAGCAGACGACUUCGGACAGAAUGCAACUGCGAACGCGAUAUGUCAUGAGGCCAACUCCUACUGUGGAAAGCAUAUAGCGGGCAUGCUCUCCACCAGCGGUAGAAGCGUGUUCGACAUUGGGUACCCGGAUAAUGUUCUUCACGACCCGCUGAUGGAUAGCUAUUUUGGCUAUCUGAAUCAACGUCAUAUCCAGGAAGCUUUGGGCGUUCCGCUCAAUUUCAGCGCCAACUCACCAGUGGUCGCUCAAGCCUUCUCGAUGAGCGGUGACAAUGUAAAAGGCGGAAGUCUGGAAGCGAUAGGAAGUAUCCUUGACAGUGGGAUCAGUGUGACGCUAAUAUACGGCGAUCGUGAUUUUGCUUGCAAUUGGCUCGGCGGCAAAGCUCUUUCACAGGCGAUAGGCUGGUCUAAGGCACAGACGUUUCAAAAGGCAGGUAUUCAAGACCUUGUCAUUCCAUUGUAUCCAAAAGCGGCGCAGGUGCAACAGGGAGGAGGUUUAUCCUUCAUUCGUGUCUAUAGUGCCAGCCACAGUGUCGGCAUGCAGCAGCCACAAAUAGCACAAACGAUUUAUAAUCGUGCGAUCGCGGGUGUUGAUAUCGCCACUGGGAGCAUCCUCGCUGAUGCAAGGUAUGCCACAUUCCAUGAAUACCCGUCGUGGGAGUGGGAAGAUGAGCCACCACCAGUUGCCGAAAGUAAUCCGUGCUAUACUCUGAACUUGGGACUUUGCAGCGAAAGACAAAGAAGUAUGUUCCUUGAUGGGUCAGGCACGGUUCAAGAUUUCUUUCUUAUUGCUGAUGGGGAGGGGAACUGUAUUCCCAAUCCGGUGCGGCCGUGCGUAGGGAACAAGGAGCCGUCGACUUGGGAUUCAAAGGUCCACCUCAAAGGGCCCAAAGAACCAUCCAGUGGCUUCAUCAUCUUGGUAUCGGCAACAGCUUUGGGGUACGUGGCUUGUGUGGGAAUUGUUGGGUUUUUGGUGAGACGUCGUAAACAUAGGUAUUCACGCCUCUAG